Molecule: messenger RNA, 1560 nt
Organism: Aspergillus novofumigatus IBT 16806
Lineage: Eukaryota; Fungi; Ascomycota; Eurotiomycetes; Eurotiales; Aspergillaceae
Exons: 1
Coding region: 107-1147 (346 amino acids)
Source: RefSeq, a predicted model, not a curated record
CCCGGGACCAUCGGUGAUCGUGACGACCACCUGCACUGCAAGAUGCAGUAUAGACGGAUAUUUCCAAUUCCAUGAACUGCGAUCGAUAAAUUUUUCCAAGUGAACAAUGUCCUCCUCACCACUCAUCCCUCCCGAACAAUGGCGACAUCUCUUCCGUGCCUUGCUGCGCGAAUGCACAUAUCUCCCUGAUCCGAUCGCCAGAGGUUACAUGCAUGACUAUGUAGUCCGGAGAUUUCGACGCUAUUCCGACAAAUCGCAAUCUAAGCUACAAGAUGAUUUACGUCGGCAGCACCUCCUCCGCAAAACCGCAACCCAGAAACUGUCGUUAUUGAAGCGUGCCAACGAAGGCUAUUCUCGACCGCUCGAAAAAGUACUCCGGCUCUCAUAUGGACGAAAUGGAAAGAAAAGAAGGGAUUUGCUAGGUGUCUUCAUUGUCCCGGAAGUUCCUCCCGAUGCCUUGGCCGUGGAAGGCAUUCUGAAGGGGCCUUCAAUGUUCGAAGAUGAUUGGAAACCUCCGACGAUUGUGCUCGAUCUCUUGAAGUCUCAAUUGCGGAAUGGAGUCAUUUCACAGCUCAGCGAUCGUUCUGUUGUUAAGACUCUGGAGCCGCCUAUACCCAAGGAAAACAGCUGGGGCAAGCCGGUUGCCAAAAGUCGUCGGCGGAAUAUCAGGAAAAGAUGGUACUACGCCGUGCUCGACAGCCUUCUGCCGCCGCUCCCUGAUGCAGAGCUCGAUACAUUGCAUGGUCUGAUCUCUGGGAGAAUACCAUGGACACCACCGAAGAGAAGGAAAGCCGUUGGCGUUCCCCUGGACUCUCGCAGCAAGACCAGUCUUGAUGUAGUAUUUCUCACUGAAGGACCAAAAAAGGGGCCGACAUUUAGGGACUUCGUCAACGGGCGCCCUCAUCAAAUCACACGACGAUUCAUGCAACGACUUUGGGGGCGCAUCUACUGCAUGGUGCCGCGCUUGGAAUGGGAUGAGAAGAACCAAAAACAUUAUUUCAAGUGGGAAUCGAUGAAGCCCUUUCCCCGCAUAUCUACCGUCGUUCAACACGAUCAAGUGCCAGACCUCUUCCAGAAGGUUGAUGUCAACGGGAGAUUGAUACAACGUCCCUCCAGGGGCCGGGUACAGGUGGCUACGGAAGAGUAACCGCGUGCUACUCUCCGCCUUGCCCACAGCGGGCUUGCGGGUUCGCACAAGUGUAAGACCUCUCUCGCAGGCGGGUCCAGCCAGUCAGGCCAUACAUUAGCGUGUCCCUUCGUGUGACUAGUACGGCAUUCGCAAGAUCCUCGGUGACCGGCCCCCGGGUCCUCAUUAGGUGCCUUCCCGGAAUUUCCUCGAAGAAGAUAUCGUCCUGAGACUGAAAAAACUGUGUACAGUUGUUACACCUACAUGUUGUCUCUGACAAUAAUGCUCUGCCUCCGAUGGUUUCGGGUUAAAACAGAGCAAACUUAUACUGGACAUGACGUCAUAUAAAGAAACAUAGGUAGAUGAGCGAGCAUUUCGAGAGAAAACAGCGAUGAGCGGGAUCAAAAUAUCUUCUAAUAAAUGAAUAAUGAAUU